Messenger RNA from Alternaria incomplexa, 4680 nucleotides. RefSeq lists its product as uncharacterized. Bases 1 to 4680 code for a protein of 1559 amino acids. Gene Ontology annotation, biological process: glycogen catabolic process; glycogen biosynthetic process. Gene Ontology annotation, molecular function: amylo-alpha-1,6-glucosidase activity; 4-alpha-glucanotransferase activity. NCBI's taxonomy places the organism in Eukaryota, Fungi, Ascomycota, Dothideomycetes, Pleosporales, Pleosporaceae. The transcript is spliced from 2 exons. The record is from RefSeq and is a predicted model, not a curated record.
AUGUCUGUAGCACUGCCAACACACCCCAAGUCUUCGGACCGCAAGGUCGUCUACCUGCUGCCAUUGACCGACUACGGAGUCCCAGACGUCGCUGGCACUUACAUCUACCUGCCUCCCCCCACCAACCCAGCAUACUCGAUUUGCUUCCAGAUCCAGGGUACCAGCUCGAUAUGUCGCGAGGGCAGUCUCUGGGUGAACAUCCCCGCUGAGGGCGAGAAGUUCAAGCGCAGCCAGUACCGCGAGUACAAACUGCAGCCCAACUUUACUGGCAUGUGUGAGAUUGAGAUCCCCGUCCACGAGGCCAAUGCCUUUUCCUUCUACACGACCUACACACCGCUGCCGCAGUGGUCCUUCACAGACGUUGCGUCGCCUGAACCCACGCGGACGGACACCUACUACAUCGACAUAUGUCCAAAUCUCAAGCUGCAGGGCGAGCACUUGCCGGUCGAGGCCGUCUGCAUCAUCUCUUGCCUGUCCAAAUUCAUGGGCAACUACCCGACAGACUGGGACAACCACCUGCAGGGCAUGAGCCAGCGUGGCUUCAACAUGGUGCACUUCACACCCUUGAUGAUGCGCGGCUCUUCAAACUCGCCCUACAGUAUUUACAAUCAACUGGAGUUUGACAAGGCCAUCUUCAAAGAAGGCGAGAAGGACAUUGCGAACAUGAUCCGAAAGAUGCAGAACGAGUUCAAUCUGCUUGCCAUGACCGAUGUCGUCUGGAACCACACGGCCAACAACAGCCCAUGGCUCGAAGAGCAUCCAGAAUCCGGCUACAACGUCGACACCGCUCCACACCUGCGACCUGCUCUCGAACUCGAUACAGAGUUGUUGCAGUUCAGCAAGGACCUCUCCAAGCAUGGCCUACCCACAACCUUCAACAGUGAAGAUGACCUUCUCAAGGUCAUGCAAGGUGUCAAGGACCACGUCCUUAGCAAGGUCAAGCUCUGGCAAUUCUACGUCAUUGACGUCGAAAGAGACACCAAGGCCAUCAUGGAGGCUUGGACCUCUGGCCAAGCCAAGUUUGUUGAUGGCAGCUUUAGUGAAGCUGGUCUUCGCGGGCUCGAUGCUGUCAGGAACUGGCCACUGAAGCAGAAAGCAGACUGGUUGGUCGAGCAUGCUCUGCGCGGCGGUGAUCGCAUGGGCGAGCGCUACCGUCGAACAAUGGACCCGAACAUCGCUGCUAGCCUACUGUGCGCCUUGUUCGGUCGCUACGACACUCGUACUAGCAAUACGCCCGACGACCGGGCUGCUCAAGGCACCAUGACGGCUAUGCUCAACGAGGUCAACCUUCCAUUCUACCGCGAGUAUGACCAAGACCAAGCAGAGAUCAUGGAGCAACUCUUCAACCGGACCAAGUACGUCCGAAUGGACGCCCAUGGUCCUAAGCUGGGCGAAGUCAACGACGCGAACCCACUCAUCGAGACCUACUUCACGCGCCUACCACUCAACGAGACCACAAAGAAGCACAACCCCGAAGCUCUCGCGCUGGUGAACAACGGAUGGGUAUGGGCUGCAGAUGCGAUGCGAGACAACGCUGGGCCCAAGUCAAGAGCAUACCUGCGAAGAGAGGUUAUUGUUUGGGGCGACUGCGUCAAGCUCCGAUACGGAGAUGGCCCAGAGGACAACCCUUUCCUUUGGGAUCACAUGGCCAAGUACACCCGCCUCAUGGCCAAGUACUUCCAAGGCUUCCGUAUCGACAACUGCCAUUCCACCCCUCUGCAUCUCGCCGAAUACAUGCUUGACCAAGCACGUAGCGUUAACUCAAACGUCAUGGUCUGCGCCGAGCUCUUCACUGGGUCCGAAGAGAUGGAUUACAAGUUUUGCAUGAAGCUCGGAAUCUGCGCAUUGAUUCGAGAAGCCAUGCAGUCAUGGAGUACUCAAGAGCUGAGCAGACUUGUUCACCGUCACGGUGGUGUUCCCAUCGGCAGCUUCGAGACCGACGAAGUGCUCAAUGCUGCACAGGCGACUGAUGGGGCUGACCAGACGAAGCCCAUCAUCAAGAAGAUCAAGCGCAGCCCUGUUCACGCGCUGUUCAUGGACUGCACGCACGACAACGAGACGCCAGCCCAGAAGCGCGAUGCACGCGACACGCUCCCCAGUGCCGCGCUCGUCGCCAUGUGCGACUGCGCGACUGGUAGCGUCUUCGGUUACGACGAGUGCUACCCUGAGCUGAUUGAGCUGGUGCACGAGAAGAGACUGUAUUCCUCUGCAAACUCCACUGGAGGCGAAAUCAAAGCACAAGCUGGAGAAGGUGGUAUUGGUGGCAUCCGCAAGAUUAUCAACGAGAUCCACGUCAAAAUGGGCAAGGAGGAGUACAAUGAGACUUAUAUUCACCACGACAACGAAUAUAUUACCGUCCAUCGGGUCAACCCUCACACCAGGAAAGGUUACUUCCUAAUUGCCCACACCGCAUUCCCUGGCUACGGCAACGGCAAUGGAGGCUUUGGCAAGACCAAGCUACCAGGCACUCAAGCAAAGCUCGUCGGCGCCUGGAAUCUCGAAGUCGACAACAGUCCCGAGACAAGAGCGCGUAUCAUCGGUGACGAGACGACACUGCGCGGCUUGCCCAGCAAGACAAACGAACUUCAAGGCGUCAACAUCGAGGCUACUGGCGAUGAUACCACCAUCAGCAUCCCUGAUAAGUUCCCACCGGGCAGUAUCGCUCUCUUCGAGACCUGGGUACCCAGCGCAGAGCAUGCUGAAGGCCUCGACAAGUUCGUCACUAGCGGAGCGCGUUCGGCUUUCAGUGGUGUCAACCUCAUCGACCUCAACUACAUCCUAUACAGAUGUGAAGAGGAAGAGAGGGACGCUACGGACCACAAGGACGGAACAUACAACGUCCCAGGUCAUGGCAACUUGGUCUACGCUGGUCUGCAAGGCUGGUGGAGUGUCCUCCGCGACAUUGUGAACGAGAACAACCUUGGCCACCCACUCUGCAACCAUCUGCGUGAGGGUCAAUGGGCGCUCGACUACUGCCUUGGUCGCCUUCAAAAUAUCUCCAAGAAGCCGGAGUACGUCAACAUUAAGGGCCCCGCCGAGUGGUUGGAAGCGAAGUUCGAUGCCAUUCGCAAGGUCCCCAGCUACAUGCUUCCGCGAUACUUUGCCCUCGUUAUCCAGACUGCAUACAACGCUGCAGUCGAGCGAGCCAUUGAGCUCAUGGGUGAGAACGUCCGCGAGGGUAACCAGUUCCUCAAGAGUCUUGCUCUUGUCAGCUGCCAAGUCACCGGUUACAUGAACAGCGCCUCGUUGUGGCCCGAGAAGAGCGUACCCAGCAUGGCCGCUGGUCUCCCUCACUUUGCCUACGACUGGGCGCGAUGCUGGGGACGUGACAUUACCAUCUCCGCCCGUGGUCUUUACAUGGGAACUGGUAGAUAUGCCGACGCUAAGGAGCACAUCUUUGCGUUUGCCAGCGUCUUGAAGCAUGGCAUGGUCCCCAAUCUCCUCGGUGGUGGCAAGAACCCACGUUACAACUCCCGCGACUCAGUCUGGUUCUUCCUCCAAAACUGCCAAGAUUACUGCAAGAUUGUGCCCAAGGGCAUGGAGCUUCUUCAAGAGGAGGUCAAGCGUCGCUUCUUGCCGUACGAUGACACAUGGUUCGCUCACACCGAUGCAAAAGCGUACUCUCAGUCCUCCACUAUCGAAGAUGUCAUACAGGAGGCUCUCCAGCGACACGCCUCCGGCAUAGAGUUCCGGGAGUAUGACGCGGGCCCGAACAUUGACAGCCAAAUGAAGUCCGAAGGCUUCAACAUCAAGAUCUGGACAGACUGGGAGACUGGUAUGAUCUUCGGUGGUAACCAAUGGAAUUGCGGCACAUGGAUGGACAAGAUGGGUGAGAGUGAAAAGGCCGGCAGCAAGGGUGUUCCCGGUACACCACGAGACGGCGCUCCGGUUGAGAUCAUCGGCAUGUUGUACAGCACAGUACGCUGGUGCGCCGACAUGUACGACGCAGGCCAGUUCAAGUACCAGGGCGUUACCCUGGACGACGGCAAGAAGACCGUUACCUACAAGGAGUGGGCCGACCUGAUCAAGGCCAACUUCGAACGCUGCUUCUACGUUCCUCGUUCGGCAGAAGAAGACAGCAAGUACGACGUCAACUCGAGCAUCGUCAACCGUCGUGGUAUCUACAAGGACUUGUACCGCUCAGGCAAGGAGUACGAGGACUACCAGCUGAGGCCAAACUUCCCUAUUAUGAUGACGGUUGCACCGGACCUCUGCGAUCCUGAGCAUGCCUUGUAUGCCCUCCAGAUGGCCGACAGGGUAUUGCUCGGUCCACAGGGCAUGAAGACACUCGACCCCUCUGACCUCAACUACCGUGGCUACUACAUCAACAGCGAAGACUCGACUGAUUUCGCCACAUCCAAGGGCCGCAACUACCACCAAGGACCCGAGUGGCUCUGGCCCACAGGCUUCUUCCUGCGAGCUCUGCUCAAGUUCGAUCUCAAGCGCCGCAAGACGCCCGACGAACGUGUCGAGAGCUACCAACAAGUCACGCGCCGCCUCGCCGGCUGCAUGAAGGCUAUCCAAGAGUCGCCGUGGGCUGGUCUCACGGAGCUCACCCAGAAGGACGGCGCCUUCUGCGGCGACUCGUGCCCCACGCAGAGUUGGAGUGCUAGCUGCAUCAUCGACUUGUUCCAGGAUGCGCGCGAGUACGAGACGGAGGGGCUGCAAUCUUCGUCGUAG